Molecule: messenger RNA, 867 nt
Organism: Pelobates cultripes (western spadefoot toad)
Lineage: Eukaryota; Metazoa; Chordata; Amphibia; Anura; Pelobatidae
Source: the annotation of a GenBank genome assembly
AUGGUGCGGACCAAGAAGCAUACCGGCACUGGGAGCAUGCCCCCGGGGUCACCGAGACGCGGUAUGGGCACCCUGGAUGACUUCCUCAGCACCCCGGCCGGGCUCCGGGGCACGGCGCCCUCUGACAAUAUGGCGGCUGUCUCCCCCAGUGCAACCAGCGGGGGGGACUCCAUGCCCGACUUCAGCCCCGUCGAUGCCCUUCAUUCCAUCAGGGCUGAGCUCUCGAGGAUAGGGAGCAGCAUGCUCACCAAAGCAGACACGGGGGCCCUGGUUCGGGAGAUAAGGGAGGCGGUCCGGGAGGAUCUGCAGGGCCUCCGCACAGACCUCAUGGCCCUCACGGAGCGGGUGGACACAGUGGAGGCAGAAGCACGGAUCUGCUGCCAGCAGCACCGAGCAGCAGAGACAGCGGCCACCAGACAGGGUAAUAUGCUGCUGAGCCUCAGACGCCAGGUGGAGGACCUGGAGAACCGCAGCCGGAGGCACAAUGUCCGGAUCAGGGGCCUGCCGGAGCCUGAUACAGAACCCCUGGCGACCACCCUGCAACAGCUCUUCUGCCAGCUCUUAGGUCCUGACGCGCCGCCCAUCAUCCGCAUCGACCGGGCCCACCGCGCCUUGGGACAAGCUAGGCCGGACGGCAGACCCAGAGAUGUGGUGUGCUGUCUUCACUCCUUCCCGCAGAAGGAGCAGAUCAUGGCGGCAGCCAGGAACCUACCGACAGUCACCUUCAGGGGAGCUGAUCUGGCGCUCUUCCAGGAUCUCUCCGGCCUCACACUGGACGCCAGGAGGGCGCUGCGGCCUAUCACAGCAGCCCUGCGUGACAAGGGGAUCCCCUACAAGUGGGGGUUCCCCUUCAGCCUCCAAGCCUGA